Eremomyces bilateralis CBS 781.70 is the source of this 276-nucleotide messenger RNA. RefSeq lists its product as uncharacterized. The record is from RefSeq and is a predicted model, not a curated record. The transcript has 2 exons. The coding region runs from base 1 to 276 and encodes 91 amino acids. Lineage: Eukaryota; Fungi; Ascomycota; Dothideomycetes; Eremomycetales; Eremomycetaceae.
AUGAUCUCCCGUAUCCAAGAAGCCUUCUCCCCCAAACCCCCCUCCUCCACCCCCCAGCCCCCUCAAGAAGACUGCCUCCCCUGCCGCGCCAUCGGCGCCUCCGCUUUCAUCGGCCUCGGCACCUACGGCUACAUCUCCGGCACGCGGCAGCUGCGCGACCUGGCGCCGGAGAUCCGGCGGACGCGGCCGUUCUGGGGGAUGCGGUCGCGGCGGGUGGGGGUGGUGGUGACGUCGGGGAUGUUGGUGGGGGUAGGAGUGUAUCGGUUGGUGAUGUGA